Molecule: messenger RNA, 1496 nt
Organism: Callorhinchus milii (elephant shark)
Lineage: Eukaryota; Metazoa; Chordata; Chondrichthyes; Chimaeriformes; Callorhinchidae
Gene: nkain2
Product: sodium/potassium transporting ATPase interacting 2
Exons: 7
Coding region: 1-627 (208 amino acids)
Biological process (GO): regulation of sodium ion transport
Source: RefSeq, a predicted model, not a curated record
AUGGGCUGCUGCAGCGGCAGAUGUACCCUCAUAUUCGUCUGCAGCCUCCAGCUAAUAUGCGUGUUGGAGAGACAAAUCUUUGAUUUCCUUGGAUACCAAUGGGCACCUAUCCUGGCCAAUUUUUUGCACAUUGUUACAGUCAUUCUCGGCCUGUUUGGGACCAUCCAGGUCAGACAGCGAUAUGUGACUGGGUAUGCCAUUUGGAUGGUCCUCUGGGCGACGUGGAAUGUGUUUAUUAUCUGCUUCUACUUAGAAGUUGGAGGCCUUGAAAAGGAUAAAGAUCUGAUCAUGACCUUCAACAUUUCUAUGCAUCGUUCUUGGUGGAUGGAGAAUGGACCAGGAUGUUUGGUAACCACUAUGACCAAUAAUCCAGAUUGGGUACCGGAGGAUCACCGCUAUAUUUAUAUCAGAGGGUGUCUACUAGAGUAUCAAUAUGUAGAGGUGAUGCAUAGUUCCCUACAAGUCAUCCUUGCACUUGUUGGGUUUGUCUAUGCCUGUUACGUUAUUAAAGUUGUUGCUGAAGAAGAAGACAGCUUUGAUUUCAUAGGAGGAUUCGACUCAUAUGGCUACCAAGGUCCACAAAAAACAUCUCAUUUACAGUUGCAGCCCAUGUACAUGUCAAAGUAAGCUGCUAAAUGGAUGCCUUAAAAUCCUUCUGACUUCAAACUUUUCAAACCUUAAUAUCAAAGAAUCUGGUGGUGGUGACCUUUUUGUUGUACAGUGUUGAGCACUGUGCGUAUUGGAGUGACGGCCCAACCCAGAGACUGAGGAAACACAAGACUCAACUAAUAAAGUUCAGAGACUUCAAAAUUUAAAAGUUGCACGUGGACAAGCAGGAAGCUUCCUCCUGUGUGUUUGAACACACUGAAUAAAUAGGGAAGUUGGUGCCUAGAAGAUCAAACAAAAGUAUUGGUGCCCUCUUCAGGCCAGUAUCACAUAUGUCAUUGUUGAGUCCUCUUGUAUGUUUCCAGGUUCCCAAUUGUACCUUCUUUGUGUGGUCAUCAACCCGUUAGACAAUAAUUUGUUUAAUAUUUUGUAUAUGUUAACAGUUUUCUGUGUUAGCCACAAACAGUGAGUUCAAUCAGUGCCAUGAUUUUACUAAGGAUUAGAUGAUGUUACCAAACGUGAGCUGUUUUUCACACUGGGUGCACAUUUGCCUUAAUACAUCCAGGUCUAAGUCACAUAACGUGAGUUGACUACUCUUGUUCGUGUAGAAAAUGUAAAAAUCUAAUUUUAGAAUGUCAAAACCUUUUCCCAAGUGGUGUUCUAUGAAAAGAAUCAGCACUACAGAGAAACGACUACCAGAACAUGAAGCAAAUGGAGCUGCUUCGAAAUCUAUUCAGUAACUAGCCCACUUCACUUUUUCUGUCUCUGCACAGGGAACGAAUGUGGAGCUGUGGAAGAAUACUGUAAUAUAUAUGAACAUUCAAAAGCUUUUAUAGAUUACAUCAAAAAAUACAUGAAAGGCAAGAGCCAAACAUUAAACUGUGUUAGUA